AUGGGUGAGGGUUACAAGGCGGUGGUGGCUAUGAUUGGAAUGCAAUGCGUGUAUGCAGCGCUCGCACUUUUCACCAGAGCUGUUUUGGUACAAGGAACGAGCCCCAGGGUCUUCGUGGUCUACAGGAAUGCUAUAGCAACUUUGCUCCUGGCUCCUUUUGCUUGCUUAUCCCAAUGGAGAAAUCCAUGUAGGACUUCGUUGGGACUAAAGGGAUUUUCUUUAAUAUUUCUGUCCUCUCUAAUAGGGGUAACUGCCAAUCAGAAUGCUUAUUUUGAGGGCCUGUAUUUAUCCUCUUCAACAAUAGCAAAUGCAAUGGCUAAUCUGGUCCCUGCGAUUACCUUUGUAUUUGCCACAGUAGUAGGAUUCGAGAAAGUCAAUGUACGACGCUUGAGAAGUAAUGCCAAGAUAAUUGGAAAAAUCAUCUGCGGUGGUGGAGCCAUUUACAUGACAUUUAUCAAAGGCACAAAGUUAUUAAACACACAAUUACCGAUCCCACCAAAAUCUCUCUUGGGUUUGGAGGGUCAGAAUUUGACGCUCGGUUAUCUAUUUUUCAUUGUAAACACUUGUUGCGCUUCGUUUUGGGUGAUUCAGCAGAAAUUUUGGUUCUUGCAAUUCUGGGUCACUUCGAUUUCAGCUUAUCUUUCACUUUUCGUUUCUGGGCAAUCUGAGAUCUCAGUUUCUGAAACUGGGUUGUGUUAUGAUCCGUUGGUUUCUGCCUUCUGGAAAGAUGGGAGAUUGGAUUUGGCAAUAGAGUUUUUGGAUUACAUGAUAUCGGAUGACUGCUUGCCGGAUAUUGUGAACUACAAUACGAUAUUGGCUGCGUUGUGUAAGAGUGGAAAGGCUGAUCAGGCUUUGCAAAUCUUCAAGAACUUCGAUGAAGUGGGAUGUCCUUCGAAUGCCGAUGCCAUUGUUAAGAGUAGUUGUGUUUUGGUAAAAUCCACAAUGGGCGAUCCUGUGUUCAUUGAGUUCAAAACCUUCAUUCAUUCUUUCUCACAUUUCUCUUCUCUCUGUAAAAAUUCAUUUCUUGGUUUUACAAUUGUUCAUCUCUGCUUCUUCUCCAAUGUACUUAACAGUCCAAACCACUUUUACACAGCGUUUUGGAUGGGUUUAUUCGGAACCAUACAAUCAGCAAUAGUUACUCUUAUCUUAGAGCAUGACCUACAGGUAUGGAAUAUCCAUUCAACUCUUGAAAUUGUAAGUGGUUUAUUUGCAGGAUUUGCAACGGGUCUAACCUUUUCCGUUCAAACAUGGUGUGUAUCAAUAAGAGGUCCACUCUUCGUUGCCAUGUUCACGCCCCUGUGCACAGUUAUUACAACCAUUGUAGCUGCUGUGUUUCUGCAUGAGGAAUUAUAUUUGGGAAGCUUGGUUGGUGGUGUUGCUGUGGUAAUUGGUUUAUAUAUUGUGCUAUGGGGCAAAGCCAAAGACCAACAAAAGACCAAACAAGAGACAGAUCCAAAUCAGAGUCGAACUGUCGACCAGAUCUUAAUUGAUGAUGACUCCACAGAGAAGACAAGUUGUAAAAUUGAUCUGGAAGAACCACUUCUGAAGAAAGAAAAAUCGCCGUUUAUUUGACUACAGUGCUGCUUGUACUAAUUAUUUUUAUUUGACUACAAUGCUGCUUGUACUUAUUUUAGGGCUUAAAUUUUG
This is a messenger RNA of Malus domestica (apple), 1647 nucleotides long. Its product is annotated as WAT1-related protein At4g30420-like. Lineage: Eukaryota; Viridiplantae; Streptophyta; Magnoliopsida; Rosales; Rosaceae. The record is from RefSeq and is a predicted model, not a curated record. Gene Ontology annotation, molecular function: transmembrane transporter activity; protein binding. Gene Ontology annotation, cellular component: plasma membrane.